AGUGGUGCAGCGGUCAGCAGUGGAAUAGAAGCCAUCCAGCUUCACUCUGUGCUGCCUUUCGGCUGCUCUGAGGGCUUUUUCCAGACCGUACUUCGGGGCUUGGUACUCGGUCUCCGAUGGAACGGCUUCUGGGCAGGACGUCCCACGGUUCACUUCCUCCCCGACCGCUGAAGGCUAGGGGGCAGGUCUCUCUUCUCACCGUAUGUCUCUUCAUUCUACUGAGGAAUAGGUUGCGUUGCUGUCUCUCUCUGCGGUCACGUUCAAAAGUCUUGAGGAACUGGACUAUGCUGCAUCUUUCUUAAUUUCUGCAUUUCCUGCUUGAAGACCACUGACACGCCGACAGGAAUAGCUUUCAAAGGACACUAAUCCCCAGGACGUCCCCAGCACCCCUCUCCUGCUGCCCCACAUGGCCAUACCCCGGGUACCUCCAGCUAGGGUUUCACAUUCCUGCUCAGCGCGGUCCCACGCUGUUACACUAUGCCCAUCAGAUUCACUCUGUGGGACCGAUGUUAGGGAAGGGAGGUCCGUCCAAACAGGUCGUAAUGUUGGGAUGUUCCAAGGAGAAGGACGGGAUGGAAGCCUCCGUCUAAGUGACAGAGCAACAGCACUAAACAUCUCCUAUCGUCAGCGGGAGAAGCAGACCUGACCCCCCAGCUCUGCAGCGGACUGUAACCCUGGGCUCAGACUGUAGGGACGGGGUAGAGACCUCCAGCUGACCCCCCCAGGUCUACAGCGGACUGUAACCCUGGGCUCAGACUGUAGGGACGGGGUAGAGACCUCCAGCUGACCCCCCAGGUCUACAGCGGACUGUAACCCUGGGCUCAGACUGUAGGGACGGGGUAGAGACCUCCAGCUGACCCCCCAGGUCUACAGCGGACUGUAACCCUGGGCUCAGACUGUAGGGACGGGGUAGAGACCUCCAGCUGACCCCCCAGGUCUACAGCGGACUGUAACCCUGGGCUCAGACUGUAGGGACGGGGUAGAGACCUCCAGCUGACCCCUGCCCCUCCGGACCCCCGUACUGCCCCGGACCCCCCCACCAUGGACCCCCCGGGGGGGCGCUACCUGGACCGGCGCGCGGCGUGCUCGCCCAUCGGGGCGGCCCGGCUCAGCCAGCUGGUGCUGGGCUGUGCGGUGGUCGCCAUGGUGAUCCACAGCGCGGGCUACAGCGGCUCCUAUGGCGUGUUCUGCAUGGCCGUGUGGUGCCUCUGCUUCGCCGUCACCACGGUGAUCUUCUUCCUGGACGCUACGCGGCUGUACGGCUGCCUGCCCGUCUCCUGGGGCAACCUCACCGUGGCCUUCGCAGCCCUCGCCACCCUCAUGUACGUGACGGCGUCGGUCGUCUACCCGCUCUACUUCGUCAGCUCUGAGUGCCCGUACGCCGGCUGCGAGGUUCGCAACUUCCGCAUCGCCGUGGCGACCUGCUCCAUGGCGGCCACGCUGGCCUACGGGGCGGAGGUGGUGCUGUCCCGCCGGCCCGGCCAGGCCGCCGCCGCCGGCUACAUGGCCACACCCCCGGGGGUCCUGAAGGUGGUGCAGGCCUUCGUGGCGUGCGUGAUCUUCGGGGGCGUGGCCAACGGCGGGGGGCUGGCGGGCCGGCCCGGGCUGGUCUGCUGCGUGGCGGUGUGGGCGGGCUGCUUCGGCCUCACCUCGCUGCUGGUGCUGCUGGCGGUGUGCGGCCGUACCGGGGCGCUGCGCUGCCUGCCCUGGGACCGCCUGCUGGGGGCGUACGGCCUGCUGGCCCUGCUGCUCUACCUCAGCGCCUCCGUGGCCUGGCCCGUGCUCUGCUUCGACAGCAAGUACGGCUCACCCUGGCGCCCGGCGUCCUGCCCGCGGGGGGGCUGCGUCUGGGACAGCCAGCUGGUGGUCUCCGUCCUCUCCUUCCUGAACCUCGGCCUGUACGCCGCCGACCUCGUGUACUCCCAGAGGCCGCCGCCGGGGCCCCGCGCCCCCGGGGCCCCCCGCCCCCGGGUGUAGCCCCCGGGUG
Molecule: messenger RNA, 1987 nt
Organism: Gadus macrocephalus (Pacific cod)
Lineage: Eukaryota; Metazoa; Chordata; Actinopteri; Gadiformes; Gadidae
Product: myeloid-associated differentiation marker-like protein 2
Exons: 2
Coding region: 1042-1977 (311 amino acids)
Cellular component (GO): membrane
Source: RefSeq, a predicted model, not a curated record